AUGAAGUUAUUUGAUUCAGUUACUUCUUCUAUGGGACUAGUGAUCAUAUCAUUGACCUCUUGGCUAUUCUUGAUCAAACCGAAUGGAUGUGGAGAUGGAAUACUAAAUUGCAUACCCCCAUCUCCAAUUGGCACUGCAUUAUUUUACCUAGCCAUAUACUUAGUGGCUUUGGGCUAUGGAGGCCACCAGCCCACAAUUGCAACUUUUGGAUCAGACCAAUUUGAUGAAGCAAAUCCCAAAGAAAAAAUAUCAAGGGCAGCUUAUUUUGGCUACUUCUAUUUUGCACUAAAUGCUGGAUCUUUAAUUUCCAACACAAUUUUGGUCUAUUAUGAAGAUGGUGGUAAAUGGACACUUGGCUUUUGGGCCUCCACUGCUGCAGGGCUUUUGGGCCUAUUUAUUUUCUUGUUGGGAACUCCUGGAUAUAGGUAUGUUAAGUCGUUUGGGAACCCGUUGCCACGUGUCGCUCAAGUAUUUGUUGCCGCGUUCCGUAAGUGGCGUGUGCCUAAUGUUAAUGGGGCAGAGCUAUAUGAAAUGGAUGGCUCAGAAUCAAGCAUUAAAGGAACCAGGAAAAUCCUUCAUAGUAACGAUUUCAGGAAACUAGACAAGGCAACAAUAAUGACAGAAGAAGAUAGACAAAGGCCAGUGACCAACCCAUGGAGGCUAUGCACUAUCACACAAGUGGAAGAAGCAAAGUGCAUUAUAAGAAUGUGUCCAAUUUGGCUAUGCACCAUAAUGUACUCAGUGAUCUUUACUCAAAUGGCCUCUUUAUUUGUUGAGCAAGGUGAAGUCAUGGAUGCUACGAUUGGUCAUUUUCGCCUACCAAGACCAAGAUGUCAAGCAUUUGACAUAUGCAGCGUGCUAACGUGCACGUUCAUGGUGGUACCAUUAGCCGAGAAGAUUAGCGGGAAUCCAAGGGGAUUAACUGAGCUUCAGAGGAUGGGAGUUGGACUAGUUAUCGGUAUGCUAUCGAUGGUUGCAGCAGGGGUAACGGAAAUUGUCAGGCUAAGAAGAGUAAUCCCUGGAAAUGAAACAAGUUCACUAAGCAUUUUUUGGCAAAUUCCACAAUACAUUCUUGUUGGUGCCUCAGAGGUUUUUAUGUAUGUUGCACAACUUGAAUUCUUCAAUGGACAAGCACCUGAUGGGAUAAAAAGCCUAGGGAGUUCACUUUGCAUGGCAUCAAUGUCACUAGGAAAUUAUGUUAGUAGCAUGCUUGUGAAUAUGGUUAUGCAAAUCACAGCAAGAGGGACAAGGCAUGGAUGGAUACCUGAGAAUUUAAAUAAUGGCCACAUUGAUAGGUUCUAUUUCUUGCUAUUUGGUUUGGCUUUGGUUGAUUUGGUUGCAUUUGUGUUGUUUGCUAAGUGGUACAAAGGGAUCAAUUUUGAAGGAAGCAAUAGUGGUGGUGGUGAUGAUUCUUGCACAAAGGGUGGAGAAAAAGAGUGUCAAGUUCUUGAUCAAGUUUGAACAUUUCAAGAAAGUUUGGUUCUUUUUAGGAAUUUAGCGUAAUGUAGUUUUGUUAGUGAAAUAAACUUAAAGCAUGAACCUUUUAUGUGAUCAUUUUAAAGGGCAUGAUUGCUUCUAGUUUUUUCUAUGUUAUUAUUUAUGUUAGGGGUUCCCUAGCUAUGAAGUUAUUUGAGUCAGAAGAUGUUACUUCUUCUAUGCUAAUAA
This is a messenger RNA of Lycium ferocissimum, 1665 nucleotides long. Its product is annotated as protein NRT1/ PTR FAMILY 7.1-like. The record is from RefSeq and is a predicted model, not a curated record. Gene Ontology annotation, biological process: transmembrane transport. Gene Ontology annotation, molecular function: transmembrane transporter activity. Lineage: Eukaryota; Viridiplantae; Streptophyta; Magnoliopsida; Solanales; Solanaceae. The transcript has 4 exons. Bases 1 to 1461 code for a protein of 486 amino acids. Gene Ontology annotation, cellular component: membrane.